CUGAUCGGGCCCGUCCCUGGGCCCAACCGUCAUUGGCUAGCCUUGCGCUGACAGCGCCUUCAAAUGCUCGUCUCGGCGCCUAAACGUAACCGUCACUACAAACUGUUCCUCUCUGCUCGUCUCUCUCGCGACGCGACGCCAAGAAACCAAGAAGCCGAGAAGCCAUCCGCCUCCGCCUUCCUCAAUCCUCUCGAGUCGUCGGCAGCAAUGGAGGUGUUCGAGGGCGCGGAGUUCGUGCGGCUGCGGAGCCUGGAGCACGGCACGUACCUCCACGCCGCCGAGGACGGCCGGGGCGUCCUCCUGGAUGCGCGCCGCGCGUCGCACCACGCGGCGUGGGCCGUGCAGAGGCUGCAAGCCAGCGGCGGGGGCGGCGGCCGUGGCACGCGGCACGUCCUCCUCCGCGGCGUCUACGGCCGGUACCUCGGCGCCCCCGACCCGCGCUGGUCGCUCCUCCCCUGCCGCCGCCGCGCUGCGACCCAGCGCGACCGGGACGAGCGGGAGAUCCAGGCCAUCAUGUGGCGCGCCGUCGGGACGGGCGCCAGCGCCGGCGUCGUCCUGUUGCACGACGCGCACGGGCGCUACCUCCGAGCCAACUGGAGGCGCCUCCCCUGCCGCUCCGGCGUCGCCGUCGCCGGCGGCGGCUGCCUUGGCCCGACGAUGCAGUGGGCUGUCGAGGUCAUCCCCUGGACCCACGCCCGGCCUGAGCUCCCGAUCACAAGCGUAUCGGAAUGGGUGAAGCUCUUCGACUGGGCGUGCGCGCCGCUCGCUAGCGUUCGCCGGUGGGUGUGGAGAACUUCCCAGCAGCGGGAGAUCCGGUGGGUGCGGGCCAACGACUCCGGCAACUUCAGCGAGGAGGACUGGGCCUCCUUCCAGUACUCCGGGAGGUCCACGAUCCUGCUGAGGAGCGAGCUGGCGCACCUCACGCUACAGUUCUACCGCCUCAUGGUGUGCAUCCGCGCCGGCCGCCACGGGCAGCCGACCCCUCUCGUCACGGACCUGCCACGCAGCAGGGAGCCCCUUGACAUUGUGGUCCUGAGAGCCCACGCCAGAGCGGCUGAUCAGUUUAUUUUCCCUGAUGUGGAUAAGGAGACGGCAAGUCCAGCAGUGGAAGGUGUAUUCUUAUGACCGCCUGGCAAUUCGCCUCUUCGAAAGCAUCACAGUUCGUCCCAGAUUUGAUGGCAUGAGGACUGGAUGGUUCUUUUUGCUCUGAUAGAUUCAGAGCUUCAGUUCUAAGUUUUAGUGUCAGGGAGCAGCAGUCAUGAUAGAUUUGUUGUCAGGGAGCAGCAGUUGUGGUUUGGUCUUUCAGCUUCAGAAAAUUCAGGAAAUAACGAAACCGAUAGGGGUUGAUCAUAAUGGCUGAACAGUUUUGGCUUUUCAGGUUUUUAGCUGUAGAAUGGUUGCAGUUCUACUCUUCAUCUAUGUGAAUGGUAUGGCAUCAGUCAUGUUGAGACAGUGCCAAUGUGAUUUCGGCCGUAGAUUGUUACUGAUCGACCCUGUCUGUAGGAAUUAUAUGCUGUUCUGAGAUUUGACAGCAACACCUGAAUCUUCUGUGCCCAUUUUUAGUUGCUCUGAUUUCAGAUAGGACUCCUGAAAGUAACAAUGUUCCAUACUUCCAUUG
Messenger RNA from Phragmites australis (common reed), 1618 nucleotides. RefSeq lists its product as uncharacterized. Bases 64 to 1125 code for a protein of 353 amino acids. The record is from RefSeq and is a predicted model, not a curated record. NCBI's taxonomy places the organism in Eukaryota, Viridiplantae, Streptophyta, Magnoliopsida, Poales, Poaceae. The transcript has 3 exons.